This is a messenger RNA of Ctenocephalides felis (cat flea), 2457 nucleotides long. Its product is annotated as acylamino-acid-releasing enzyme-like. The transcript has 13 exons. Bases 164 to 2311 code for a protein of 715 amino acids. Gene Ontology annotation, biological process: proteolysis. Gene Ontology annotation, molecular function: serine-type endopeptidase activity. NCBI's taxonomy places the organism in Eukaryota, Metazoa, Arthropoda, Insecta, Siphonaptera, Pulicidae. The record is from RefSeq and is a predicted model, not a curated record.
GAUUUCGUUCUUGUUUAUCCGAUCCGAUCUAUGGAUGGAGACUUAUCUUAUCACGUUUGUGUACAAUGAAAUGAAUAUUAUAAUUUGAAUGAAUUUUAAGCGUCAGGGAGCAGUCGGUGCUAUUGUUUGAAGGAAGUCUUUUGUUGUAUCAAAUAUCAGCAAAAUGUCAUCGCAGGUUGAUAAGAUAGCAAGCAUUUUUCAGUCAGUGGCCCAAAUUCCGGCAUUGACAGGAGCAUGGAUUGUAAGAAACAAAUCCCAUAUUAUUGUUGAGUCUGGUUGGACGCAGCGAAACAUUAUUAGGAAUAAAAUGACUAAAUUUCGUCGUACAUAUUUUAUGGACAAUAAUUUCUCGAAUUGCUCAAUGGAAUUUGCUGAAAAAAAUAAUGAGUUAUUAGUAUCAAACACUCUUUUGGCUAAUGGACGAGCAGUAGUUACACAAGCAGAAGCAACAGAUUCAAAAGAAAAGGCCAAACAGUAUGUUGAGAUUUGGAAAAAUGGACAGCUUGAAAAAUGUUUUGAUGUCUUUGCUCUUGAUGUUCACGGGGAAAUCUAUUGUGAUACUGAGUUCUCUACUCUUGAAUGGUCAUCAUGUGAAAAAAAAUUAUUGUAUAUCGCAGAAAAGAAAUCUGAUCCUGUUGAAUCAUUUUUCAAAGUUAAAGCUCAAAACGCUAAAGAGGAUGGCACCACUCAUGUGAAGGGCGGUGAAUAUAAUUUCAAAGAAGAAUGGGGAGAGAACCUGGUUGGGAAAGUGAAAUCUGUUCUUGUAACCCUCAAUAUUUAUGAGCAGAAAAGCAUAUCCGUUGCUGAUUGUAUUCCUGAAAAUUUAUGUCCAGCUCAAGCACAAUGGUGUCCUGAUGGCUCAAUUGUUGGUAUUGCUUGGGAUGCAAGACCUAGGAAGCUGGGUCUGGUUUAUUGUACUAACCGAUUGAGUUAUGUAUUCAAAAUAUCAUCGGAUGGAACAUUUUCGAUUUUAUCAGAGCAGGAUAAAGCAGUCCGUGCACCAAGAAUUUCACCAGAUGGUAAAUGGUUAGUUUGGAUACAAAGAGAUGUUGGCGGACCUCAUCUUGCAGCACAUACCAUUGUGAAAUUGGCUUGGCCGCCAACAGAUGAUUCGAAACCUGUAACUGUACUUGGGUCUGUCCAAAGGUCAAUCGAAAUUAAUAAUGGAAAGAAGUUCUUUGGUUUUUAUGGAUUAGAUUUUCCGAAGAGAUGUUGGAUUUCAGAUACUGAACUUCUAUUUUCAAGCGUUCAGUGGAAUGAAGUAAAGAGUUACAUAUUGAAUAUAGAUAGUUGCGCUUUAUCUGAACUAACAUCGACUGGUGAAGAUAAUUAUUCUAUGGGAUCAUUAACUAUUUUGGAUGUUAAAGAUGAUAUUGUAUGUUCUUCUUGGAGCUCAAUAAAAUUACCUCCUCAGCUUGUUGUUGGAAAACUUCAGCGAGACAGCGCGCUCAUAUCCUGGGUACCUAUUUCAAAAUCAAAUGUUAUUCCUGGACUUGAGAAUCAUUUUGUAGAAUAUCUAAAUCUUGAACAUAAUUCUAAUGAAGAAAUUAAUAACUGUGGUGCACUAUAUUAUGGAAAGCAGGAUAGCAUGGAAGGAAGUAGUCCGCUUCUAGUUUGGCCGCAUGGUGGUCCUCAUUCUGCAUUUACUAACAGUUUUUCAUCUGUUACUUCCUUUUUUGCUUUAUUAGGAUUUUCAAUUGUGCAGGUGAAUUACCGGGGCUCAAUAGGGCAGGGCCAGGCCAGUAUUGACUUCUUGUUGGGUCGUGUAGGUGAUAGUGAUGUUCGAGAUUGCAAACUUGCAACAGACACAUGCAUCAAAAUGUUUAAUUGCUCAGCUCAGCGCUGUGUAUUGUUUGGUGGAUCCCAUGGGGGAUUUCUUGUCACGCAUCUAAGUGGACAGUAUCCUGAUUCAUACUGUGCCGUUGCUGCAAGGAAUGCCGUGAUUGAUAUUUCUACAAUGAUCUAUUCAUCUGAUAUACCAGAUUGGUGUGCUGUGGAGAUAGGUGCCAAAAAAUUAAUUGAGGAUGGACCUGUGGAUGAAAAUCUCUUAAAUAAGAUGCGAAACGCAUCGCCUAUUGCUCAUGUUCAUAAAGUAAAAGCGCCUACGAUACUCAUGGUUGGUAGCAAAGACUUGCGUGUACCACCUUCACAAUCUAUGUUGUACUAUAAUAAAUUGAGGGCUAAUAAUGUAACUGUGAAGAUGUUGCUCUAUGAGGACAAUCAUCCCCUCUCCAAGCCACCAGUCGAUAUUGAUAACUUGAUCAACGCUGCAAUUUGGCUGGUGCAACACUCUGGGAUAAGCAUUAAGUAAUGACUUCGAAUCAUUGAUAUAUUUUUGUAGUCAUCCGGUUUCGGGCAAAUAAGGAAAAAAGUGAAAAAAAGUGACCGCUAAUUAAUACCAGGAUUUCGCAAAAGACAUUUUCUAAAAUUCCAAUAAAUACUUUAACUCACCGGCGC